AUGGGCCUCUCACUGGCUCUGCCUCUCUUCCUACUCCUGGCCUUCAGAGCUGGGCUCCUCACUCUCCAGCCAGCUUCUGGAUCUCAACUACCCUCUGCCUCCUCCUCAGACUCUGCACAGGGCUUUGUUUCAGAAGUCUCCUCCAGCCAGGCCCAGAGCUGGAACUUUUCAGAUCAACCUCCAGGUUCGGAAGCUUCUGCUGGAAUCCACGAUUCGAGCUGGUUUCCUCCGGGGCUGAAUUCAAGCCAUGUACCUGGACCAUUCUGGACCAAUGUGUCUUCCGGGGGACAGCAUCUCACCCCUGAUGUCACUUUCUCUAAAAUCCCUCCUUCCAAAGACUCUGGGCCUUCCUUCUCUGUCAAGACUCCAGCUUCACACACAUCAUUUCAAGCCCCAGACACCAAAGUGUCCACCAAGGCCCCAGGGUCAAAGCUAUCCCCAGAGCAUCAGAACCUUGAACUUUCUGUCCAGAACCCGGAAUCUGAAAUUUUGUCGGAGACUCGCCAGGCUGCAAGCUUCCCCCAGCAGGUGGGAGGACCCCUGGCUGUGCUAGUGGGCUCCACCAUCAGGCUCCCCCUGACUCCAGUUCCCAGCCCCAGGGCCCCUGCUCCUCUGGUGGUCUGGCGCCGGGGUUCCAAGGUAUUGGCAGCUGGGGGUCUGGGGUCACAGGCUCCCCUGAUCAGUCUGGACCCCAUGCAUCAAGCCCGCCUGAGAUUUGACCAGAUUCGAGGGGGUCUGGAGCUCACCUCUGCCCAGCUGGAUGAUACAGGGGUGUACACAGUUGAGGUCAUCAGGGGAGGAGUCUCCCAGCAGAUUCGGGAGUUCGUGGUGGGUGUGUAUGAGCCCCUACCCCAGCUGUCGGUACAGCCCAGGGCUCCAGAGACUGAAGAGGGGGCAGCCGAGCUGCGGCUGAGCUGCGUGGGGUGGAACCCAGGUAGCGGGGAGCUGAGCUGGAGCAGAGAUGGACGUGCCCUGGGGACCCCAGACCCUGAAGGCGCAGAGCCACCUCGCAUCCGCGCGGAAGGGAACCAGCUGCUCAUCUCUCGGCUUGUACGCAGCGACCACGCCCAGUACACCUGCCACGUCCGCAGCCCCUUUGGCCACACCGAGGCUGCAACGGACGUCAGUGUUUUCUACGGCCCGGAUGCUCCCAUCAUCAGGGUCUCCUCCGACCGCGACGCCAGCCCUGCGCUCUACGUCACUGCGGGCAGCAACGUCACCUUGCGCUGCUCGGCCCCCUCGCGGCCGCCUGCGGACAUCGCGUGGAGCCUGGCGGACCCCACCGAGGCUGCAGUGCCCGCGGGGCCUCGCCUCCUGCUGCCCGCUGUGGGGCCGGGCCACGCCGGCGCUUACGCCUGCAUCGCCUCGAACCCCCGCACCGGCCGCCGCCGGCGUUCCGUGCUCAACCUCACUGUGGCUGAUCUGCCCCCAGGGUCCCCACAAUGCUCAGUGGAAGGGGGUCCCGCGGAGCGCAGUCUUCGCUUUCGCUGCUCCUGGCCCGGCGGGGUUCCUGCCGCCGCCCUGCAGUUCCAGGGUCUCCCGGAAGGCGUCCGUGCGGGACCGACGCCGUCUGCUCUCACGGUGGCUGUCCCCGCCCGCCCGGAACUCAGCGGGGUCGCCGUCACCUGCCUGGCCCGCCACCUGAUGGCCACACGCACCUGCACGAUCAUCCCCGAGGCCCCCGAGGAAGUGCUGCUCCAGCCGGUAGUAGAGGAAACACAGCCAGGCAAUGUGGUAGUAGCACUGGAGGCCACUGGCUGUCCCCCACCCUCAAGAGCAUCCUGGGCCCGGGAAGGGCGGCCCCUGGCCCCAGGAGGAGGGGGUCGACUGCGGCUUAGCCAGGAUGGCCGGAAGCUCCUCAUCAGCAACUUCAGCCUGGAUUGGGACUUGGGGAAUUACUCUGUGCUCUGCAGCAGUGCACUGGGCGCUGGAGGCAACCAGAUCACCCUUACUGGGCCCUGCAUUUCCUCCUGGAGGCUGCAGAGAGCCCAGGAAGCAGCAGUACUCACCUGGGACGUGGAGCGAGGCACCCUGCUCACCGGCUUUCACAUCCAGGCAUGGACAGAUGGCUCUGGCCUGGACAGAGUCACCAUGAGUAGGGACUGGGUCUCCCUGCUCAUCCUGGGCCCUCAGGAACGAUCAGCCAUAGUGCCACUCCCUCCUCGGAACCAUGGGACCUGGGCCUUUCGCAUCUUGCCAAUCUUGGGGUCUCUGCCAGGGACCCCAUCCCAAAGCCGGGUCUACCAGGCAGGCUCUGCCCUGAGUCCAGGGGCCAUCGCUGGCAUCGUCCUUGGCUCCCUGUUGGGCUUGGCACUGUUGGCUGGCCUUCUCCUCCUGUGUAUCUGCUGCCUGAGGCAUUCCCCAGGAAGGCCAUCUGUGAAAAAGCAGCACUCCCUGAGACUGGCUCCUGUGCUCACCCCACCGGGAAAAAAGAUGCAGAGUUUGACCCCAGUGCAGACCCCACAGCCCCUGCCUGUCAAAAGCCAGCGGCAGAGCCCUCACCCAGUCAAGGCCCAACAAUCAUCAUCUGCAUCUGGCUUACGUAGAUCCGAGGAUGGGACCUGGAACCAGUAUAUUCUAGGCAAAUAACUGAGCGACAGCCCCAGCCCCUCAUGUUUUGUUUUGUUUUGAAUACCCUGCCCAGCUCUUAUGUAUAGUCUUUUAUUAGUCUUAAAAGACAAAUAAAUGC
This is a messenger RNA of Psammomys obesus (fat sand rat), 2689 nucleotides long. RefSeq names its product V-set and immunoglobulin domain containing 10 like (gene Vsig10l). NCBI's taxonomy places the organism in Eukaryota, Metazoa, Chordata, Mammalia, Rodentia, Muridae. The transcript is spliced from 10 exons. The coding region runs from base 1 to 2589 and encodes 862 amino acids. The record is from RefSeq and is a predicted model, not a curated record.